This is a messenger RNA of Plasmodium inui San Antonio 1, 357 nucleotides long. RefSeq lists its product as hypothetical. The coding region runs from base 1 to 357 and encodes 118 amino acids. The transcript has 2 exons. The record is from RefSeq and is a predicted model, not a curated record. Lineage: Eukaryota; Apicomplexa; Aconoidasida; Haemosporida; Plasmodiidae.
AUGUCAACCAGAGGGGGGAUGUCCCUGAGGCCGGAGGGAAGGGGACCAAACACCAAAUAUGAGGCCCCUCCGUCUAGGAUUGGAGGCAGCGGAUGUAGGAGUGGCCCAACCAAAGGAAACGAACAGGGGAACAAUAGACGACAGGAGAUGCAUGCAAUGGCAAAAGGAGAAGAAGCUGAAAGAAGGGAACAGGCCGGAGUCGAGCAAAACCAACAACCGAAGAAGACAGAGGCUAGGGACGAGUGCAUUUUCUGGGUGAAUUUAGAUGGCGUCGUAGAAUCAGGGCAAAAGUCCAAGAAAGGGGGGGGAAGGAUAUUACGAGAAACACGAAAGGAAAGUAAGCAGAAGAGGAACUAG